Molecule: messenger RNA, 902 nt
Organism: Dipodomys ordii (Ord's kangaroo rat)
Lineage: Eukaryota; Metazoa; Chordata; Mammalia; Rodentia; Heteromyidae
Gene: Hes6
Product: hes family bHLH transcription factor 6
Exons: 3
Coding region: 49-726 (225 amino acids)
Biological process (GO): regulation of transcription by RNA polymerase II; anterior/posterior pattern specification; regulation of neurogenesis
Cellular component (GO): nucleus
Molecular function (GO): DNA-binding transcription factor activity, RNA polymerase II-specific; protein dimerization activity; RNA polymerase II cis-regulatory region sequence-specific DNA binding
Source: RefSeq, a predicted model, not a curated record
GGGACGCCGGCCCUCGCAGUCCCCGCCGCGCUCCUGGCCGCUCGGACCAUGGCUCCGUCUCAGGCGCCUGGCCGGGACCGUGCGGGCCGCGAAGAGGAGGAAGGCUGGGAGGCGCUGGGAGGCCGCAAGGCCCGGAAGCCAUUGGUGGAGAAGAAGCGGCGCGCACGGAUCAACGAGAGCCUGCAGGAGCUGCGGCUGCUGCUGGCGGGCACCGAGGUGGGCCCCGGGUUAGCCCUGAGGGGAGGUCUGGGCAGAGCCCACUCACAGUGCCGUCGCCCUCUCCACCCACCCUGGGGCGCAGAGCGGGAGCAGCUGCAGGCGGAGGCCAGCGAGCGCUUCGCGGCCGGCUACAUCCGGUGCAUGCACGAGGUGCACACGUUCGUGUCCACGUGCCAGGCCAUCGACGCCACGGUCUCGGCUGAGCUCUUGAACCACCUGCUGGAGUCCAUGCCCCUGCGCGACGGCAGCGGCUUCCGGGACCUGCUGGGGGACGCCACAGCCGCGCCGCCGGGAGCCGCCGGGAGCCGUGGCUGGCCCGCGGGAGGGGUCCCGGGAUCCCCCCUGUCCAGUCCCCCACGUCCCGGGGACGACCUGUACUCUGACCUAGAGGAGGUCUCUGAGGCUGAACUAAGCCGGGCACCUGCGGAGGGGCUGGACUGGGGGCCCACGGCCUUGGGCGGCCUGACUGCAGCACGAAUGGCCCAGAGUGUGUGGAGGCCUUGGUGAUCUUCCUACCACCCAGAGGUGGGCCUGGCCUUUAAGCUUCCCCUGGGGUUCAGACGUGGUGGAGUAGGCCCCAACAUAUGUCCCAAGUCUGCCCUGCCCCCUGCUCCAGUGGAUGUCCACCCCUGUCAGGACCCUGGCCCUGUUCCUUCAGGGAAUCCCUUCAGGGGACUCUACAG